Molecule: messenger RNA, 453 nt
Organism: Lactuca virosa
Lineage: Eukaryota; Viridiplantae; Streptophyta; Magnoliopsida; Asterales; Asteraceae
Source: the annotation of a GenBank genome assembly
AUGCUGAAUAUACCCAUUGUUACACAAAACAAUGGCGGCCAUGUCGCCUGGAAACCCUGGUUGGAUGAUGGCACUAUUUUUCGUCACGCCUCUUUGGAACUCAAUGGCGAAGACGCCGCUUUCUCCUUGUUUAGAUCAUUCCAUAACGACGUGUCUCCUAUAGCCACCAGAGACCAUACACCGACGAUUGUUCUUGGAGAAUCCGACGUUUCGCCCUGCCGUUUCCCCUUUGAGUGGCUGCUUUAUGGUCAUUGUCCGUUAGGUUUCAAAUCCAAGCAUCAUUCCACCAGAAACAAAAAUUCGAAAAUUGAAGAUUGCACAUUGACACUCAAAAAGUUCUCCAGAUCUAUGCUAACUGAGCCGGUAGAUGUUUUUGGUCAAUGGAUAUGCAUAGAAGGCACAAUCAUAUCAAAGAUUUGGCUACUUGCAAUGGCAAUUGAAGGCUUCUCUUGA